CAUGCUCUGUGCGGGGCCCACAAACAGACAAGCAGAUCGGGUCUUUCUGCUCCGAGGCUCCGACUCCGAAUCGCCUCGAGGGAGUCGCCGCCCCAUUCCGGCGACCACACGGUCCACACCGGCGAUCUCCCACCUAGCUAGCUGCAGGAGGGAGCUGCCCAUUUCCACGCCUAUAGGAUCAGACCGACACUCAGAUUCCUCAUGGCCCAAGAUCCCGAAUGCUAGCUGCGAAUGGCUAGCUGUGGUGCUCUAGUUACAGGAUGCAUUCUUUCGGUUUGCCGGCGUGUUAAUAGCAGAAUUCAUGGCAGUAGAUCUCUUCCUUCUUGGCAGAAUCGUGUUAGCCCCAGUGCCUCCAAAACUCGUUUGCCCUGCUCCGUCACACGCCACUUGUUCGGCUGCGCAGGCACUCGCAGCCAUCUUACAGUUGCCCAAGCUGAAGGGUAUCCCAGCAUGGAUGGGGCAAAUGAUGCACGCCCUUCAUCUACACUUCACACAAGACUGAGAAUAUGGGAAUUUCCUGACUGUUAUAUAUUUGAACCGAUUGAUGGACUUGCUGACUUGUAUUUGUCAGUUAGCCGAGCCAGUGGAACAAUGAAACUAGUUGAAGAGUUGCCACCACGUGGAUCCUCUACAAAUCCUAAAGUUCAAACAGUUUAUGGUGUGAUAGGAGUGCUCAAACUUGCAGUUGGAUCAUAUUUUCUGGUGAUCACGGACCGUGAUUGUGUGGGAUCCUACUUGGGACACACAAUUUUUAAAGUGACAGGACUCAAAGUUCUUCCUUGCAAUAAUGCACUGAGCACUUCUUCUGCCGAGCAGAAAAAAAUGGAAACAGAAUUUUCGGAACUCCUGGAUGCUGCAGAGAGGACUAUAGGCCUUUACUUCUCCUACGAUAUUAACUUAACACUUACUGCACAGAGGCUAUAUGAUCUAGGUGAUGAAUAUAGAUCACUUCCCCUUUGGAGACAGGCAGAACCAAGAUUUCUAUGGAACAGUUACUUGUUAGAACCUCUAAUUGAGAACAAACUGGACCAGUACUUAUUGCCAGUAAUUCAAGGCAGUUUUCAAAAUAUCCAUGCAGAAGUUGGGUCAGAGAAGGUAAAUGUGACCCUAAUUGCACGUAGGUGCACGCGGAGGAUAGGUACUCGAAUGUGGAGACGAGGAGCUGAUCCAGAGGGACAUGCUGCAAACUUUGUUGAAUCAGAACAGAUAAUGCAAUCAAAAGGGUUUACCGCAUCCUAUGUACAAAUUCGAGGUUCUAUACCAUUCUUGUGGGAGCAGAUUGUUGAUUUGACAUAUAAACCUAGCUUUGACAUUGUUAGACAAGAGGAGGCGCCUCGUGUACUUGAGCGGCACUUCCAUGAUUUGCAAAAGAAAUAUGGAGCUGUCUUGGCUGUUGAUCUUGUCAAUACAGGUGGUGGUGAAGGUCGCCUCCAUGAAAAAUAUGCAAAAUCUAUCGAACCUAUUCUCAGUGAAGAUUUAAGAUAUGUGCACUUCGACUUCCACCGAGUUUGUGGUCAUAUUCACUUUGAACGCCUUUCUCAGCUGUAUGAACAGAUCAAGGACUAUCUUAAGAAACAUAGGUACUUUCUUAUAAAUGAUAAAGGCGAGAAAAUUGAGGAGCAGACUGGCACUGUGAGAACAAAUUGUAUCGAUUGUUUGGAUCGCACCAAUGUAACUCAGAGCAUGAUUGGGAGACAAAUUCUGGAAAGCCAGCUCCAACGAGUAGGAGUUCUUGGUGUUGAUGAUACAAUAAGCAAUCAUCCAGCCUUCGAUGCAAACUACAAAAUUUUGUGGGCCAAUCAUGGAGAUGCAAUAAGCAUUCAGUACUCUGGAACUCCUGCUCUGAAGGGAGAUUUUGUUCGGUACGGAAAGCGAACUACUCAGGGAAUUCUGAAUGAUCUGCGGAAUGCACUUGCUAGAUACUACUUGAACAACUUUGUUGAUGGUACUAAUCAGGAUGCCAUGGAUCUUCUUCAAGGACAUUACAUGACAUCUGUUAGUCGAGACAUGGCAGUGCCAAGCAAAGCGGGACUUCUACAGAGUUAUGCGUCCUUCCGCCUUGCUUUUGCAUUGGUUCUGGGAGCUCUAAUGUUCAUGAUGAUGUCACUAAGACAAGCCCGGAAUGAUGUUCGCCAUUUGUGGCUAUCACUUCUGUGGGCUGGUGUUUGUAUUGGCAUCACACAUUUUGUCAGAGCCAAUGGUCGGACAUUCACUAACCGACCUCUGUUUUACCAGUCACGCCAUUGAUAGAUACAAAGUGACAAUUUUGCUCGUCAAGUGGGUUGCCUUAUAGAUUGUCAUCAUUCAUCAAACUUGUGGGCACGCAGUAUAAGUUUUCUUCCAUUUUGUAAUAAGUUUUUGUCUCCUUUUCUCGUUCUUUUGAUUAUAGUGUUCUGGUUAUCAUGGUCUGCUCGACCUGUUUCGUUUGUAAAAACCUAAGUGAACACGCCUUUAGCUAUUAGCAAUGUAUUAUGAUUUUAUAUACUUGAGUUCUUGACA
Molecule: messenger RNA, 2499 nt
Organism: Phragmites australis (common reed)
Lineage: Eukaryota; Viridiplantae; Streptophyta; Magnoliopsida; Poales; Poaceae
Product: phosphoinositide phosphatase SAC7-like
Exons: 20
Coding region: 232-2247 (671 amino acids)
Biological process (GO): phosphatidylinositol dephosphorylation
Cellular component (GO): endoplasmic reticulum
Molecular function (GO): phosphatidylinositol-4-phosphate phosphatase activity
Source: RefSeq, a predicted model, not a curated record